GCUGAGUCCGUGCUGCGCGCCGAGCGCACGCGCCACCCCACCCCCACGCAUCGCACAGGGGACGAUCCUUUCCUUCUUGAAGAAGAUGGUUCUGACUCUAGUGUUUCCAAUGUGGACCUCGAAGAGGCAGUUUCUCAUCCUUUUUAACAUGAUCCUAAUUUCCGAACUCCUUGGGGCUAGAUGGUUUCCUAAAACUCUGCCCUGUGAUGUCACUCUGGAUGCUCCAAACGCCCAUGUGAUCGUGGACUGCACAGACAAGCAUUUGACAGAAAUUCCUGGAGGUAUUCCCACCAAUGCCACCAACCUCACCCUCACCAUUAACCAUAUAGCGGGUAUCUCUCCAGCGUCCUUCUACCGGCUGGACCAUCUGGUAGAGAUCGAUUUCAGAUGCAACUGUGUACCUGUUCGACCGGGGCCAAAAGACAAUGUGUGCACCAGAAGGCUGCAGAUUAAACCCAGCAGCUUUAGUAAACUCGCUUAUUUAAAAUCUCUUUACCUGGAUGGAAACCAGCUUCUAGAAAUACCUCAGGAUCUUCCUCCCAGCUUACAGCUGCUGAGCCUUGAGGCCAACAGCAUCUUCUCGAUCAUGAAAGAGAAUCUAACAGAACUGGCCAACCUAGAAAUACUCUACCUGGGCCAAAACUGUUACUAUCGCAAUCCUUGUAAUGUUUCGUUUUCCAUUGAAAAAGAUGCUUUCCUAAAUAUGACAAAUUUAAAAUUGCUCUCCCUAAAAGAUAACAAUAUCUCAGCUGUCCCCACUAUUUUGCCACCUACUUUAACUGAACUCUAUCUUUAUAACAACAUCAUUGCAAAGAUCCAAGAAGAUGAUUUUAAUAACCUCAAUCGACUGCAAGUUCUUGACCUAAGUGGAAAUUGCCCUCGUUGUUAUAAUGCUCCGUUUCCUUGUACACCCUGUGAAAAUAAUUCUCCCCUACAGAUCGACCUAAAUGCUUUUGAUGCAUUGACAGAAUUACAAGUUUUACGUCUACACAGUAACUCUCUUCAGUAUGUGCCCCAAAGAUGGUUUAAAAACGUUAACAAACUUAAAGAACUAGAUCUUUCCCAAAACUUCUUGGCCAAAGAAAUUGGGGAUGCCAAAUUUUUGCAUCUUCUUCACAACCUUGUCCAAUUGGAUCUGUCUUUCAAUUAUGAACUUCAGGUCUAUCAUGCAUUUAUGAAUCUGUCAGAUGCAUUUUCUUCACUGAAAAACUUGAAAGUUUUGCGGAUCAAAGGCUAUGUCUUUAAAGAGCUGAGAAGUUCAUACCUCUCCCCAUUACAUAAUCUUUCCAAUCUUGAAGUUCUUGAUCUUGGCACUAACUUUAUAAAAAUUGCUGACCUCAGCAUGUUUAAACAAUUUAAAACAUUGAAAUUCAUAGAUCUCUCAGUGAAUAAAAUAUCACCUUCAGGAGAUUCAAGUGAAGAUGGCUUCUGCUCUAACAUGAGAACUUCUGUAGAAGGUCAUGGGCCCCAGGUCCUUGAAGCAUUACAUUAUUUCAGGUAUGAUGAAUUUGCAAGGAGUUGCAGGUCCAAAAACAAAGAGCCUCCGUCUCUCUUGCCUCUUAAUGAAGAUUGUUACAAGUAUGGGCCGACCUUGGACCUAAGUGGAAAUAAUAUAUUUUUUAUCAAGUCUUCUGAGUUUCAGUAUCUUUCUUUCCUCAAAUGCCUAAACUUAUCGGGAAAUACCAUUAGCCAAACGCUUAAUGGUAGUGAAUUUCAGCCUUUAGUGGAGUUGAAAUAUUUGGACUUCUCUAACAAUCGACUUGAUUUACUCUACUCAACAGCAUUUGAGGAGCUACGCAACCUGGAAGUCCUAGAUAUAAGUAGUAACAGCCAUUAUUUUCAAUCAGAAGGAAUAACUCACAUGCUAAACUUUACCAAGAACCUAAAGGUUCUGAAGAAACUGAUGAUGAACAACAAUGACAUCGCUACCUCCACCAGCAGGACCAUGGAGAGCGAAUCUCUUAAAAUUCUGGAAUUCAGAGGAAAUCAUUUGGAUAUUUUAUGGAGAGAUGGUGAUAACAGAUACUUAAAAUUCUUUAAGAAUCUGCUGAACUUAGAGGAAUUAGACAUCUCUGAAAAUUCCCUGAGUUUCUUACCUAGUGGAGUUUUUGAUGGUAUGCCUCCAAAUCUAAAGACUCUCUCCUUGGCCAAAAAUGGGCUCAAGUCUUUCAGUUGGGGAAGACUCCAGUAUCUGAGGAAUCUAGAAACGUUGGAUCUCAGCUACAACCAACUGAAGACUGUCCCUGAGAGAUUAUCCAACUGUUCCCACAGCCUCAAGAAAUUCAUACUUAAGAACAAUCAAAUCAGGCACCUGACAAAGUAUUUUCUACAAGAUGCUUUCCAGUUACGAUAUCUGGACCUGAGCUCAAAUAAAAUCCAGGUUAUCCAAAAGACUAGUUUUCCAGAAAACGUCCUCAACAAUCUGGACAUUUUGUUUUUGCAUCACAAUCGGUUUCUGUGCAACUGUGAUGCUGUGUGGUUUGUCUGGUGGGUUAACCAUACAGAGGUGACGAUUCCUUACUUGGCCACAGAUGUGACUUGUAUGGGACCAGGAGCACACAAGGGCCAGAGUGUAGUCUCUCUGGAUCUAUAUACCUGUGAGUUAGAUCUGACUAACUUCAUCCUGUUCUCACUUUCCAUAUCGGCGGUUCUCUUUCUGAUGAUGAUCACAACAGCAAACCAUCUCUAUUUCUGGGAUGUGUGGUAUAGUUACCAUUUCUGUAAGGCCAAGAUAAAGGGGUAUCGACGUCUGAUAUCACCGAAUUCUUGCUAUGACGCUUUUAUUGUGUAUGACACUAAAGACCCAGCAGUGACAGAGUGGGUUUUGGAUGAGCUGGUGGCCAAAUUGGAAGACCCAAAAGAGAAAUGUUUUAAUUUAUGUCUCGAGGAAAGGGACUGGUUACCAGGACAGCCUGUUCUGGAAAAUCUUUCCCAGAGCAUACAGCUUAGCAAAAAGACAGUGUUUGUCAUGACAGACAAGUAUGCAAAGACUGAGAAUUUUAAGAUAGCAUUUUACUUGUCCCAUCAGAGGCUCAUGGAUGAAAAAGUGGACGUAAUUAUCUUGAUAUUCCUUGAGAAGCCCCUUCAGAAGUCCAAGUUUCUCCAGCUCCGGAAGAGGCUCUGUGGGAGUUCUGUCCUUGAGUGGCCAACAAACCCACAGGCCCAUCCGUACUUCUGGCAGUGUCUGAAAAACGCCCUGGCCACAGACAAUCACGUGACCUACAGCCAGGUGUUCAAAGAGACAGCCUAGCCCUUCUUUGCAAAAUGUGUCUGCCUAACUUACCAAGGAGAGGCUCGGCUGCCUAGAUUGGCUCAUGCAUGUCCCACCGAAAGAGUGUUUUAAACUUUUCCAAGCCCUGAGAUUGCCCAUAUUGGAGAGGAGUCACCGAUAUAUGACAAAGGAACUGGAAAAUUGGGAUUUAUAUAAGCAUCAAGUCGUCUUUCUUAGCUCUCUGUGUCUCCAUUUGCACUUGAGUCUCUGCCUUCUGCUGCUGUAUAAAAUACUGUUGGGAGAAGGGUGGCAAGUAGAGGACGUGGCACU
This is a messenger RNA of Balaenoptera ricei (Rice's whale), 3541 nucleotides long. It is a transcript of the gene TLR7, whose product is annotated as toll like receptor 7. The record is from RefSeq and is a predicted model, not a curated record. NCBI's taxonomy places the organism in Eukaryota, Metazoa, Chordata, Mammalia, Artiodactyla, Balaenopteridae. Gene Ontology annotation, cellular component: plasma membrane. Bases 86 to 3250 code for a protein of 1054 amino acids. Gene Ontology annotation, molecular function: protein binding; pattern recognition receptor activity. The transcript has 2 exons. Gene Ontology annotation, biological process: toll-like receptor 7 signaling pathway; positive regulation of interleukin-6 production; toll-like receptor signaling pathway.